CGUCGCCUUCUCCCACCCUUCCCCUGCUCUUCCUUCACGGGCUUCUCCUCACUCCCCUCUCGAAGAGUGGAGAAGAAAUCUAGGGCUUCGAAGGCGGCUUUCUCGUGCCAAUCGUUGCUCCUUGUCCCGUGGCUAUUUGUUUGGAGAUCUACGGUUGUUUAUUGACAGGAAGCCGAGGUUCUGAUAGAUUGGUCGCGGCGAUGUCUCGAGUGGAGAAGAUGGCAUCCAUUGAUGCCCACAUGAGGCUUCUCGCCCCCGGGAAGGUCUCCGAGGACGACAAGUUGGUCGAGUACGACGCCCUCCUUUUGGAUCGGUUCCUCGACAUCCUUCAAGAUCUGCAUGGCGAUGAUAUCAGAGAAACGGUUCAAGAUUUGUAUGAGCUGUCUGCUGAAUAUGAAGGGAAGCAUGAUCCUGAGAAGCUGGUGGAGCUGGGGAAUGUGCUGACUAGUUUGGAUGCGGGUGACACAAUUGUGGUCACCAAAUCAUUCUCACACAUGCUUAACUUGGCCAACUUGGCUGAGGAGGUGCAGAUUGCCUAUCGUAGGAGGAUCAAGCUAAAAAAAGGAGAUUUUGCUGAUGAAAAUUCUGCAAUUACUGAAUCUGACAUAGAAGAAACACUCAAGCGUCUCGUGAUGCAGCUAAAGAAGUCCAAAGAAGAGGUUUUUGACGCUCUGAAAAACCAGACAGUUGAUCUGGUUUUGACUGCACAUCCAACUCAGUCAGUCAGAAGAUCCUUGCUUCAGAAGCAUGCCAGGAUAAGGACUUGUUUAACUCAGUUGUAUGCCAAAGAUAUUACCCCUGACGACAAGCAGGAGCUUGAUGAGGCCCUUCAGAGAGAGAUUCAAGCAGCAUUUAGGACUGAUGAAAUCCGAAGAACUCCUCCAACGCCUCAAGAUGAAAUGCGGGCUGGGAUGAGCUAUUUCCAUGAAACCAUAUGGAAGGGUGUCCCUAAAUUCUUACGUCGUGUUGAUACAGCAUUGAAGAACAUUGGGAUAAAUGAACGUGUGCCUUAUAAUGCCCCUCUUAUUCAGUUUUCUUCUUGGAUGGGUGGGGAUCGUGAUGGAAAUCCUAGAGUUACUCCAGAAGUAACAAGAGAUGUAUGCUUGUUGGCUAGAAUGAUGGCUGCAAAUUUGUACUAUUCACAGAUUGAGGAUCUAAUGUUUGAGCUGUCUAUGUGGCGCUGCAAUACAGAACUGCAAGUACGUGCAGAUGAACUACACCGUUCCUCAAAAAAGGAUGCAAAACACUAUAUAGAGUUCUGGAAGCAAGUUCCUUCAAGUGAGCCUUAUCGUGUUAUACUCAGCGGCGUGAGAGAUAAAUUAUACAACACACGUGAGCGCUCCCGCCAUUUACUUUCCAAUGGAUAUUCUGACAUUCCUGAGGAAGCAACUUUCACUGAUGUGGAGGAGUUUUUGGAGCCUCUUGAACUCUGCUAUAGGUCACUCUGUGAUUGUGGUGAUAGGCCUAUUGCUGAUGGUAGCCUUCUUGACUUUUUGCGCCAAGUGUCGACCUUUGGUCUGUCUCUUGUCAGGCUUGAUAUUAGGCAAGAAUCUGACAGGCAUACUGAUGUUAUUGAUGCUAUCACUAAACAUCUGGGAAUCGGUUCCUACCGCGACUGGCCUGAGGAGCAACGCCAGGAAUGGCUGUUGUCUGAACUUAAUGGAAAACGCCCGUUGUUUGGCCCUGACUUACCCAAGACUGAUGAAAUUUCUGACGUGUUAGAUACUCUCCAUGUCAUAGCAGAACUUCCUUCGGACAACUUUGGGGCUUAUAUAAUAUCAAUGGCGACUGCUCCAUCAGAUGUUUUGGCUGUUGAGCUGUUGCAACGUGAGUGCCAUGUGAAAAAGCCAUUGAGAGUCGUCCCAUUGUUUGAAAAACUUGCAGAUCUUGAGGCUGCUCCUGCAGCUUUAGCCCGACUCUUCUCGAUAGAUUGGUACAAGAACAGGAUCUGUGGGAAGCAGGAAGUCAUGAUUGGAUAUUCGGACUCAGGGAAGGAUGCUGGGCGAUUUUCUGCAGCUUGGCAGUUAUAUAAAGCUCAAGAGGAGCUCAUAAAAGUUGCAAAGGAUUAUGGAGUGAAACUGAUGAUGUUUCAUGGGCGUGGGGGAACUGUUGGAAGAGGUGGUGGUCCUACUCAUCUUGCUAUACUAUCUCAGCCACCUGACACAGUUCAUGGGUCUCUUCGGGUUACCGUUCAAGGUGAAGUCAUCGAGCAGUCUUUUGGGGAAGAACAUUUGUGCUUCAGGACACUCCAACGUUUCACAGCUGCUACUCUUGAGCAUGGAAUGCAUCCCCCUAUAUCCCCAAAGCCAGAAUGGCGGACUUUGAUGGACGAAAUGGCUGUUGUCGCCACAGAGGAAUAUCGAUCUAUUGUCUUCCGAGAACCACGUUUUGUUGAAUAUUUCCGCCUGGCUACACCUGAGCUGGAGUAUGGUAGGAUGAAUAUUGGCAGCAGGCCAUCGAAACGAAAGCCCAGUGGGGGCAUCGAAUCACUACGUGCAAUUCCAUGGAUCUUCGCAUGGACACAAACACGGUUUCACCUACCAGUGUGGCUUGGUUUUGGUGCAGCAUUCAAGCAUGUUAUGCAAAAAGAUAUCAGGAAUCUUCAUACUCUUCAAGAGAUGUACAACAAAUGGCCAUUUUUCAGAGUCACAAUUGAUUUGGUUGAGAUGGUUUUUGCUAAGGGAGAUCCUGGAAUUGCUGCUUUGUAUGACAAACUGUUGGUUUCUCAAGAUUUGUGGAAAUUUGGGGAGCAACUUAGAGCCAACUAUGAAGAAACAAAGCGCCUUCUUCUUCAGGUUGCUGGUCACAAAGAUCUUUUAGAAGGGGAUCCAUAUCUGAAGCAGAGAUUACGCUUGCGUGAUGCCUACAUUACAACUUUGAAUGCCUGCCAAGCUUACACUUUGAAGAGGAUCAGAGACCCUUCCUACCAUGUUAACGUGAGACCUCAUCUCUCAAAGGAGAUAACAGAGUCCAGCAAACCGGCUGCAGAACUGGUGAAGCUUAAUCCAAGCAGCGAAUACGCCCCUGGGUUAGAGGACACCCUCAUUUUGACGAUGAAGGGUAUUGCUGCUGGACUGCAGAACACUGGUUGAAUUGUGUGCUCUGCAUAUCUCCUCAAUAAAGCAAAGCAUCGCAAACUACUGUUGUUUUAUGUAGCUAAUUUUUGCCAUGGCAGCGUUGCUGCUUUUGUCAGUUCCCGAAGACAGCAACCAGUGGUUCCAAAACACUUUCAGCUGUGCCACCUGAUUACUAAUGGCAAGAAAUAAGCCUUGUUCGGGAAGCUGAUGGCAAAAUUAAUUCUCUCAGUGUCUUUCUUCCUUUUUUUUUUUUUUCGUCUUUUCGUUUUUCAGUUCACAUUUAUCAUGAGUCUGAAAUUGAUCAAAAUCUCCAAGAGCUUUCAUGUUUGCAAUCUUCCACACUGGGGCAUUCUGAUAUGUUGCACUGUUUGGCUAUAUGAUUUAAUCAGAUGUUCUUGGUCUGCUUCUCAGAUUGAUUGAUACAUUUCUUGGGAUGAUGUCGGAACUGAGGUUUCUGUUAACUUUCAUUCUUCCGCUCUUGCAUUACACCUUACAGUCUCUUCCGAGAAGAUUUGCUUUUCAUGGUGCUCCAGGGACUAAAGCCAUCGUUCUAAGUUGGAAAGAGACUGUGAUUAGAAUAACUGGAAUAUUUCUGCUUUGCCUGUGUCAGCUGUUCACAGUAUUCACGAGUAGUUGUUGCUGCCUAUCUUUUAUGCAUUGAUUGAUAACUGGUUUAGGAAGUUGCUCUAAAUGUGUUUUCUUGAUGCUUCAAUCCGUGUUUCUCUUCUCUCUCAUCAAAACCAAGCUCGAUUCUAUAUUGUGACAAGUGCUCGUUCAUCAUAAUUAACAUCUUAAAAAAGCCUUUCUUUGCGAGUACACUUUGAUUCUAUUCCUGUUUGUUUUAUUUGCUCUCUCUUUUCCUCCCUACUCGAUCUUAUCCUUUGCUCACCCUUUCAUAUUUGCAGGAGCCAUCGUGUGAGUGAAGAAGAAUAUGUGGUGAUUGUCACAAGAUGCAUAUCCCUUUGUGAGGAUGACCACUUGGAUGCACUUUGCUAGGUGAGAAAUGCCUAUAGUCAAUGGUUCUCAAGUGCAAUUGCUAACCCUACUCCUCAACUUGCACUUUUCACAUACUUAUCUUGCUUUUGCUUAUCCAAAUGGAACCAUAUUAAUAAUCCCCAGUCUUACACUAUUCAAAUGUUUUGCCCAACUUUUUCUUUCUCCAAAAGAAACUCCAGAAUAAGUCACUAUACACCUUUCAAGUUGAGGUGGCUGGUUGUCGACUUUUUGGUUCUCGACCCAGUAAGGAGGUUGGGAAGAAGCCCAUAGGAUGUUUCCUUUGAGCUGGCUGGUUGUGCUAAACACGCUUCCUGAGGUGAUCGUAGCCAACUAAGACUUGGUCACAACUCGCAAAAAAGGGUCACGUCAUACAUAGGUGUUGCGAUGAUGCAAUUGUAAGCUCUCAUGUUUAACCAAGAUAGGAUGAGAUGAGAUGAGAUGGAUAUAACAAGACGAAGAUCGAGAUAAAAAGCUAAAAACAGAGUUAUACCCAUUUCAGAUAUUUUAAAUUCCCCCUCAGGAAAUGUCCAUUCCACACAGCCCUUUCCUCUAUAUGUAGUAGAAGCCCCCCCCCACUUCAGAUAAUUCCAUUACCGACAAAGGGAAUGGAGAAGAACAAUUCCCUCACACCAAACUACACGUCUUGUUUGACAAAGUCACUCCUUUUGCUUUUCUUUUGAGUACUCUUCUUUCUGCUUUCUUUGGCUAAUCCAUAACCAUUUAUGUGUCUCUCUCCUCUGCAGUAUGGCUCUCCACUUCUCCUUGCUCCCCCUAUCCCUCUCAACCUAACACUACAGCUCUCUCUCUCUCUCUCUCUCUCUCUCUCUCUCUCUCUCUCUCUCUCUCUCUCUCUCGGCCUAACACUACAACAAAUCCAUCUGAUGGCACGAGUAGAGGAAGCAGUAAGCUUCAAACUUUUCGGGACGGUGAUCCAAAAGGGGAACAGACAAGCCAAGGAGGAAGAGGAGAAGCGGGUGGAGGCGCAGGAAGAGGCGGCGGCGCUGCCGUGCCCGAGGUGCAAGAGCAAGGAGACCAGGUUCUGCUACUUCAACAACUACAACGUCAACCAGCCGCGCCACUUCUGCAAGGCCUGCCACCGCUACUGGACAGCCGGCGGCACCCUCCGCAGAAACGUUCCCGUCGGCGCUGGCCGCCGGAGGGGUCGCCCCGCACACCGCAUAGGAGCCUCCGCCGCAGCCGCAGCAACCGCAUCCAUCCCUUCUGUCUGCGUCCUGGUGUGCCAGCCGUCUGGCUACUCUGACGGGGCGGCGGCGAUGGAUCGCUGGCUCCUGACACCAGACGCCCCGGCGAUAGUUGACCGCAGGCACAGUGGUGGACCUCGUUGACUCUCGAGGAUCUACUCCUCGAGUCACAGUGUACGGCUCCCACAGCCAAAGGAUGUCUGUAUGUUUGUGAUCUUUUAACCAACCGUGGAAAUGGACAUCUCCUUUACUUCGCCAUGAAAA
Musa acuminata AAA Group (dessert banana) is the source of this 5539-nucleotide messenger RNA. Its product is annotated as phosphoenolpyruvate carboxylase 2-like. The record is from RefSeq and is a predicted model, not a curated record. NCBI's taxonomy places the organism in Eukaryota, Viridiplantae, Streptophyta, Magnoliopsida, Zingiberales, Musaceae. Bases 201 to 3092 code for a protein of 963 amino acids. Gene Ontology annotation, cellular component: cytosol; chloroplast; apoplast. The transcript has 10 exons. Gene Ontology annotation, biological process: tricarboxylic acid cycle; leaf development; carbon fixation. Gene Ontology annotation, molecular function: phosphoenolpyruvate carboxylase activity.